AUUAUACUCUCACAACAACAACAACAACAUCUUUCAAAAUGGUUCGCUUCAACGUGGCUCUUCUUGCUCUGAGCGCGACUGCCCUGGCGGCGACUCUUCACAAUGACCGCCGUGAGCUCGAGGCUCUCGCUGAGCCCGACCUCAUCGGCAGGGACGCGCCGCUGAUGGACUUGGAGAGGCGCGAGGGUCAGAAACAGGCUAGCCCCGAGAUGCAAAAGCUCAAGGACGAGCGAAAGGCCAUCUCGCCUGAGCUUAGCCAGGCCAUACAGGCCAUGAAGGACGCUAGCAAGGCGGCCGAAGCCGCCAUUCCCCAGGAUCUCAAGCAGAAGGAGGAGGACGCAUUCCAGAAGGUCAAGGCCACGCGCAAAGGCCUCCCCGAAGACAAGAAGAACCAGCUCAAGGAGAACUCGAAGGCGAUUCAAGCCCAGAGGAAGAAGGAAAAGGCCGCGGCUUCUCCUUCUGCCCCCGCCGCCGGUGCCCCGGCCCCCUCGGCCCCGGCUCCGGCUCCGGCUUAGUUCUAAACUUGCUACAAGAACCCUGCCGGGGAUUAACACUUCUGCGAUAUACGGAACGUACCCAGUUACAUGUUUCGUGCUUGCAAGAUGGUUGUCAGGGUGUUUCGCAUUGGUUCUUGUUAGGAAACCCAGUUUUCGAUUAGUUUCAACAACAGCAGCGAGCAAUAAAUGAUGGCUUGAUGGUGCG
Molecule: messenger RNA, 702 nt
Organism: Purpureocillium takamizusanense
Lineage: Eukaryota; Fungi; Ascomycota; Sordariomycetes; Hypocreales; Ophiocordycipitaceae
Exons: 2
Coding region: 39-515 (158 amino acids)
Source: RefSeq, a predicted model, not a curated record